AUGGACCUACUACAUGUACACCAGCUAAGCAAUGAGGACUUCGAAAUGUUGCAGCACCUCAACGAUAUCUUGCAUCUAUUCCAGCACCGCAACAAAAAUCAGCAUAGACGAAGUGUAUGGUGGCGACACUUUUCAGUAUACAAGAAACGUCUGGAACAGAUAGUGUCUCGGCUAUCGGAGCUCCGUGAGGUCCCGAGUACCCAUCUUGCACGCACCAAGAAGCAGGCCGAGGACGAAAGUGUGAAAUUUCACCUGCAGCAAAGUCUGGGUCUUUGGCGCGAUGUCCUUGUCCCUGGAUGGCAGCAUGCCUUCUCCCAGCUAGCUGCUGAUGGCCGCUUCGCGGUACUGGGACUUGUGCUGUUGAGUGUCUUGGCCGAAUCGUGCCGUCUCCUUGGUAUCACUGCGGCUUUCGAGGAUCUGGGCCAGCAUGAGAUUGAGCAAGUGCUUGAGCAGUUUGGAGAGGAAUGGCAGCCCGGUCGUGCUGGCCCCGGAGGUUUGGACAAGCAGCGUGAAGACGUUGGAGAGGUCAUCAUUCGAGAUGCUGAAGUAGGCACAGAUGCUGUCACUGGUGUGACCACAACCAGUUCUGCUAAAGCAAGUGGACCUCAUGACCCUGCUUCACAAUCAAAGGGCCCAGAGAAGGCUGUCAGUAGCGUUCACACGAAGCGACCUGCCAGCAAGAUAAUUAUCGGCAUAAAAAACAAGACGAAGACGAAGAAGAGUAAUGCAAUCGACGAUCUGUUCGAUGGUUUUGGAUGA
Recurvomyces mirabilis is the source of this 759-nucleotide messenger RNA. RefSeq names its product RNase MRP subunit (gene RMP1). The record is from RefSeq and is a predicted model, not a curated record. Gene Ontology annotation, biological process: nuclear-transcribed mRNA catabolic process, RNase MRP-dependent; maturation of 5.8S rRNA from tricistronic rRNA transcript (SSU-rRNA, 5.8S rRNA, LSU-rRNA). NCBI's taxonomy places the organism in Eukaryota, Fungi, Ascomycota, Dothideomycetes, Mycosphaerellales, Teratosphaeriaceae. The coding region runs from base 1 to 759 and encodes 252 amino acids. Gene Ontology annotation, molecular function: rRNA primary transcript binding. The transcript has a single exon. Gene Ontology annotation, cellular component: ribonuclease MRP complex.